AUGCUCGGCGCCUCUUCGACGGUGCGUGAACAGAUGGCAAAAGAAGAUCCCUCAAAACGUCAGUAUCUUCCGUUGUUUGCGAACGGAGAAGAUAAAGGCUGGGGCAAUCCCUUGAAGACUUACGCUAUGCCUUUGGACCCGCGCUAUUUCAAUCCCGCGACCGCCGAUACACGGCUGUCAGGAGGAAGGGUGGAUCAGCACACGUUUGCUAUUCUAGGCGUUUGGCAUAACGACCCAGCUGACGCAUUUGAAUACUUCGGACACGGACCUAGGGUGGCGCUUUACGGCUUUGCAACUGCCUUGAACGCACCCCGUGCGGACUCGGUGCUGCCUAAGCUUGACCCUGCGCAGGGACUCUCUCAUGAUCUCUACCGUGUACUUAGCGUCCAUCCUUGA
Messenger RNA from Pseudozyma hubeiensis SY62, 396 nucleotides. Its product is annotated as mitochondrial phosphate carrier protein. NCBI's taxonomy places the organism in Eukaryota, Fungi, Basidiomycota, Ustilaginomycetes, Ustilaginales, Ustilaginaceae. The transcript has a single exon. The record is from RefSeq and is a predicted model, not a curated record. The coding region runs from base 1 to 396 and encodes 131 amino acids.